AACUCUCUCAUCCUCCCAUCCAACACUCACUCUCUCACUCUCUCACUCACUCUUGACACUGGCAAGACAAAAUUGCCAGCGCAUACCCCAGGCAUACACAUUCAAGGCCCCGGGGACGCUUCUUCAACCCCCUCAACGGCUACACCGACCCUCAACCUUUGGCCAAGACAUAGCACGACGGCGCCAUGAACGCCGCGCUCCUCUCGCAAAUCCAAGCGGGCAAGGGCCUCAAGAAGACCCAGACGAAUGACCGCUCCGGCGUCGCCGGCGCUGGCGCUAUCGCCGGUGAAGGCGGCGGAGGCGGAGGCGGCGGUGGAGGCCGUGGUGGUGGUGGUGGUGGAGGCGGCGGCGGCGCUGGACGCAGCGUUUCGUCGUCGGGCCCUGCCGCUGCUGCUGCUGAGGCUCCCGCUGCCCCGCAGCUAGCCGGCCUGUUCGCAGGCGGAUUCCCGACGCUCAAGAAGACCGGCGGCCCUGGGUCUCACGCCCCAACCGCCGGACUGGCAAAGCCCCCUCCGAUCCCAGGUGCUGGACGCGGUCCACCCAAGCCGCCUGGCCCACCGCCUGCUCCCCCCGCUCCUUCGCGGACGGCCCCGCCCGCGCCUCCUCCACCACCCGGCGCACCGUCACGCGUCCCCCCGGCCCCGCCCCGGCCACCGCCCGCCCCACCAGGCCCAUCCCGUGCUCCUCCGCCGCCGCCAGCACCACCUCCCCCUCCGCCGGUGUCCGCCCCGACGCGCACCGUACCAGCUCCUCCCCCGGCGCCGGCCGCUCCCCCACCUCCGGGUCGCAGCGUGCCGGCGCCGCCAGGACGCCUGCCUCCUCCCAGGCCGUCGCACGCGCCGCCAGCUCCGCCUCCACCUCCACCUGCGCCAGCCGCACCUCCGCGCGCGCCCCCACCCCCUCCAGCUCCAGCCCCUUCGCUGCCGAGCCGCGCGCCUCCAGCGCCCCCUCGCCCUCCCCCCGCGCCGCCGGCCGCGCCACCCGCUCCUCCCCGUGCACCUCCUGCACCCCCGGGACGUGGUGUGCCCCCUCCCCCGGCGCGCUCGACUCCUCCCCCACCAGCGCCUCCGGCGCCGCCUGCACCUCCUGCAAGGCCCUCGGUGGUCCCACCGUCGCUGCCCAACAGGGCCCCCAGCCUGCCGGCUCGAUCCAGCCCAGGCGGAGCGGCACCUGGACGCGCGGUGCCGCCUCCUCCUCCGCGUCCUGGCGCCGCCAACGCUGGAGCGCCGCCUCGCGCGCCUCCUCCCCCGCCCCGUCCAGCCGGGCAUGCUACCCCUCCGCCGCCACCGCCGCGCCCCUCUGGACCACCAUCUCUUCCUUCACGGGCUCCACCCUCCUUGCCUAGCCGCGCUCCACCGGCAGCUAAUCACGCGGCGCCUCCAGCGCCGCCGGCCUUCCCUCCGCGCCGUGGGCCUUCCAACGCCAGCCCUCCUCCUCCUCCACCUCCCCCACCUCCCCCCGGUAGAGCCUCGCUCCCGCCUCCAACCAGAACAGCGCCUCCUCCCUCCCGCGCGGCUCCUCCGCCCGCGGAUGAUGACGAUGACGGCCCCCCUCCUCCUGCCGGCAUGAGCCCGGCGGCUCGUGCUUUGGCCAGCGCAGGGCGUGUCCGUGCACCAAGCAACCCGCCGCCCCCGCCUCCCUCGGCUCCUAGCCCGCCGCCAGCGCCGCCGGCGCGCGCCGCUCCCCAGGCGCCAUCCUCGCCACCCCCACCACCCCCUGGCCCGAGCCCAAUCAUCCGCGCCCCACCCACUCGUGCGGCUGCCGCCAGACCUGUAUCGAUGGCUCCUCCCCCGGCCCCGCCUGGCCUCUCGCCGGCUGCUCGCAACCGCGCGGCGUCCGUGGGCGGACAAGUGAACGGCAACGACGACGAUGGACCCGAGCCGCCAGCCGUUGUCGGGCAGUGGACCUUUGCCAUGAAGGGCAUGUUCCCGACUCCCCGGCCGUGGAACGGGUCGCACAAGACGUACGCUAGCGGCAACACGACUGGCGCUGGAAUCGGCUUCAAGGCGUAGAAUGCAAGGACGAGUAGAGUGGUGUGAAUGUGAACGCAUGAAUACGGAAUAUGGCGAG
Molecule: messenger RNA, 2070 nt
Organism: Vanrija pseudolonga
Lineage: Eukaryota; Fungi; Basidiomycota; Tremellomycetes; Trichosporonales; Trichosporonaceae
Exons: 4
Coding region: 186-2012 (608 amino acids)
Molecular function (GO): actin binding
Source: RefSeq, a predicted model, not a curated record